AUGUUGAUAUUUUCUGCAGGAUACAAGGAGGUCGACGAAUCAGGAGACAUGACAGAGCCACCGACGUAUUACCCUACCCUCGGCGUCUUCACCAAUGAGAACGCCUCUUACAACACCACCACGACCCUAGACCCAAACCUGGACUACAACGCACAGUCACGCAUCGUGGCCCUGGUGGUCAUGGUGGCCGUCGGGUUCCUCGGCAACGUCCUGGUCUACCUGUGGAUGUGGGUGAACCGCCGGAAGAAGUCUCGGGUGAACCAGCUGAUCCUCGGGCUAGCCGUGGCCGAUCUGUCGGUGGUGACCUUCACGAUGCUGACCCAGAUUAUCUGGGAGUCACUAGACGAAGUUUGGCUGGCGGGCAACGUCAUGUGCAAGGUCAUCAAGGUGUUGCAGGUGAUGGGCAUGAUGGCGUCGUCCAACAUGAUCGUGGUCAUCGCUUUCGAUCGACACCAGGCCAUCAGGAGCCCGCUGAAGGAGACGUUCUCGGCGCCGACGCUCAUCCUGGCCGCCUGGGGGACGGCCUUCGUGUCGUCCCUCCCGCAGGCGUACGUCUUCAGCACGGUGGAGGUCGACGGCGGCGAGGGCGUGCAGCACUGCAAGUCGCUCUUCGGGUCGGUGCCGCUCUGGCACCGGCAGGCGUACAUCACCUACGCGGCCACGGUGCUCUUCCUCAUCCCGUUCGUCAUCAUCGUGGUGACGUACGCUCGCAUCCUAAAGAAGAUCUCGGACAAGGUCAAGGAGGGAAAAUCGUCCAAGAGAGCCACCUUCAACAAGAAGGGGAAGGUCUACCUGCAGAGCACGGGAACAGGAACACUGUCCAAGGCCAAGAUCAAGACCUUGAAGAUGACCAUCGUCAUCAUCCUGACGUUCUUCAUCUGCGGCACUCCGUACUUCAUCAUCGAGAUGUGGGUGGCCUUCGGAGACCCUUCCAAACUCAGCCCGGACGUCAUCGCAGUUCUCGGCAUCUUCGCCAGCGCCAACACCGCUACAAACCCGUUCGUCUUCCUGUACUUCAACACCACGCAGGCGUGUCUGAAGGAGCUGGGGCGCGGGGACAAGAACGGCGGGUACGGGCUGUCCACCAAGAGCACCCGGCACCAGCGGAGACCCACCGGCAGGUCGCACCUGGCCAUAGAGAUGGCGGAUCUCCCCAUCAUCAUCCGCACCAGCUCCAGCAUGAAGAUGUCGUCCCUGCGGGACAAUGAAACCUACACGACCGUGCUGUUUACUCCCACCACCAGCACGGCGGACAUAUGUGGCAAAAGAACCGGGUAA
Branchiostoma belcheri (Belcher's lancelet) is the source of this 1278-nucleotide messenger RNA. RefSeq names its product mesotocin receptor-like. The record is from RefSeq and is a predicted model, not a curated record. Gene Ontology annotation, cellular component: membrane. Gene Ontology annotation, biological process: G protein-coupled receptor signaling pathway. Bases 1 to 1278 code for a protein of 425 amino acids. The transcript has 2 exons. Lineage: Eukaryota; Metazoa; Chordata; Leptocardii; Amphioxiformes; Branchiostomatidae. Gene Ontology annotation, molecular function: peptide binding; G protein-coupled receptor activity.